Prorocentrum cordatum is the source of this 642-nucleotide messenger RNA. NCBI's taxonomy places the organism in Eukaryota, Dinophyceae, Prorocentrales, Prorocentraceae. The record is from the annotation of a GenBank genome assembly.
AGCCGUUUUUUGAGCCUCCUAGCGAACUGGCGCCCCCAUCGUGGCCCGCAUGGACAACUUGUCGAUCGCCUAACCCCAGCGCGCGGCCCGCCCGCCGCCUCCGCCGCCCGACCUCUCGGCGAUGUCCGCCGCAGCGCCCGCCGCCGCCUCGGCCCGGCGCUCGUCCGCGCCUCGCCGCCACGGAGGCCAGCGCCACCAGCUCGGCGCGUCGGGGAGCACCUCCGACAGGCUGUUGCUGGAGGAGGCCCGUGGCAUGCUCGCGGACGGCGUCUGCGACGUCCCACUGCAGCAGGCCUCACCCGCCCUGAAGUGCUCCGUCGGCACCCCCAACUGGAGCCCAGCGACCACGGCCUGCACGGACGCCUCGUACAUGGUGCCAUUGGAGCUGCCUGCUGCCACCGUGGACCUCGAGGACUCCCAGUGGCCUUCUGUGCACGAGGCGGACCGGCAAUUGGCCGCCGAGCGCGGCUGGGACUUUGUCAGCGAGGCGAGCGACGAGGACGGCUCCUGGGUGGAGGAGCUCGACGCACGCCUCGCGCCAGAGAGCCCCGAGGCGGGCGGGCCGCCCGGCGAGCUCGGCGAGGGCGGCGCGGGCUCGGCUGUGUGGCUCGUGACGUCGAGCGCGCCUCCGCCGCCCGAGGA